This is a messenger RNA of Heterobasidion irregulare TC 32-1, 428 nucleotides long. RefSeq lists its product as uncharacterized. Bases 1 to 375 code for a protein of 124 amino acids. NCBI's taxonomy places the organism in Eukaryota, Fungi, Basidiomycota, Agaricomycetes, Russulales, Bondarzewiaceae. The transcript is spliced from 2 exons. The record is from RefSeq and is a predicted model, not a curated record.
AUGCGGUGGGGGUGGGGGCGCGGCCUCUCGAGGAUGAUGUGGAGGUGGAGGCGGGGGUGGAGGCGGAGCUGCAUCACGGGGGUGAGGGCGCUGUGGAGGCGGGAAAGGCGGAGGCGGAGGCGGAGCUACAUCUCUAGAAUGAUGCAGAGAUGGAGGCGGCAGCGGAGGCGGAGGCGGACCAGCCGCUCUCUUAGCAAGAGACUCGUCAACAUAGCCGGCGAUCAGGUCGCGAGCCAUGAAGGAUCCGCCAUCGAAGUCAAACUCGCGGCGGGACAGGGGAGCGGCCAUCGGAGCGGCACUCACGAUGCCAGCUGCAGAAAGCAUGCAGGCGAGGGAGACGAAUCGCAUCAAAGCGAACAUGUCGACAAGGUGUAGGGAAAGAUUUGCGAAAAAGCUGGGAGUGAGAGUAUGAGAGCAGUCGGCUUGUC